Messenger RNA from Dovyalis caffra, 1113 nucleotides. The record is from the annotation of a GenBank genome assembly. NCBI's taxonomy places the organism in Eukaryota, Viridiplantae, Streptophyta, Magnoliopsida, Malpighiales, Salicaceae.
AUGGGUGGGUCAAAUGAGAACAAUCCUGGUCUUUUUGUGCCUUUAAACCUUCAAGAAGGAACAAGAAUGGGGAAUUCGAAGUUUGCGAAGGACAUGGGGCAGAAUCAAAGGAGGCCCUUAAGCAGCAUCAAUCAGAACAUCAUUGGGGCUGCCCUCUACCCAUCUGUGGUUAACGAGAGAGAUAAAUCAGGGGACAUGGCAGCAGAAAUGGAAACUGAAAAAUCUACCACAUUGGAGUUGAAGCCAAGUAGCUAUGAAGACUGUUCAAUAAUAGAAGUGGAAGAGUAUGAUGGUGCUGCGAUACCGAUGUUCGUGAAGCACACAGAGGCUAUGCUAGAUGAAAUUGAUAGGAUGGAGGUUGAAAUGGAGGAUGCAGAGGACUCCAUUGUGGAUAUUGACAAUGGCGAUUUGAAAGAUCCAUCGGCAGUUGUUGAGUAUAUAGAUGAUAUCUAUGCUUACUACAAGAAAACUGAGGGCUCUGGCUGUGUCUCUCCAACUUAUAUGGAUCGUCAAUUUGACAUCAACCAGAAGAUGAGGGCUAUCCUUAUCGACUGGCUUAUUGAGGUCCACUACAAAUUUGAGCUUAUGGACGAGACAUUGUUCCUAACCAUCAAUCUUAUCGACCGGUUCUUGGAGCGUUGCACGGUGGUCAGAAAGAAACUACAAUUGGUUGGUGUGACAGCAAUGCUAAUAGCAUGCAAGUAUGAGGAGGUCUCAGUCCCAGUAGUGGAUGAUUUUGUGCUGAUAUCAGACAAAGCUUACACAAGGAAAGAAGUCCUUGAUAUGGAGAAACUAAUGGUGAACACUUUACAAUUCAACAUGUCUUUGCCAACCCCUUAUAUGUUCAUUAAGAGAUUUCUCAAGGCAGCUCUAUCUGACAUGAAGCCUCUUCCAAACGAUAUCGAUUUGCUGAACCCACCAGCAGAGCUUGAGAAGAGGAAGCAUAAGCUCAAGCGUCUUGUUCAGUCCCCAAACUCUUUUUUCAUGAACUACUGUUUUCAGUCACUCGCAAACUGUCGUAGUGUGUGGGAACUGCCAGACAGUGUUGUGCCAACCAACAGGGGGCGUGCCAAGCUUACAGAGGGGUGUUCUUUCAGGAAGAAGAGCGAGUGA